CAGGUGGACCUGGCAACAUGUUUACUGUUGAAUGUCACGCUUUUAGAACCAUGAGCGGCAAAACCCGGGAUCACUUCACGCCUCGCCUCGCUGUGUAGCCUCAAUGUAGCCGGUCGAACUACAGUACAACGUAUGCAUCCUUUUUAUAUAUAAAUUGCUUGGAAACUCCACAGCUAGCACUGACAAAGCGUUGUCUCGACCUCCCGAGCACCCAGCUUAAGUGGUCGGGUCAUUAAUCAAAUGGAGUAGGUUUGGCUUAUACAUCUUGUACAGAGAGCCGCUGCUUGGGACCUCAGUGACAGAAGCAGUGCUCCGCCAUGGCGGAGCAAACUGGCGCAGAUUCUGCUGCUGCAGCCGAGCAGCUGGCUCUACUACUUUCCAGUGCAAACCUGGGGAGCGAGGGAGGAACAAACGGAGCCUGGCUGACACAGACCGACAUCCUUACCACGGACAACCUCGACUUUGAGGGCGUCUUAAAUGGCGGAGGCGGUCGUCAGGGCAAGGCUGGUAUCAGCCAGCAGCAGCGCGAGGCGGACCCUUUCCUUGACUCGGCACAGGAACUGGAAAGCGUGUACAGCUCGCACAUGUCGUCCGCGCAGGAUAUCAUGUCGUCUAUGCACAGCCAGGAACCCAAUCUGUUCCUCAGCACCGACCCGAACAACAUUAACGCGGCGGGAGGACAUGGGGACGGCCCAUGCGACCCGGCGCCUCGCUCCCUGUCGGCUAGCCUGGCCCAUGACGCAAUCGGGGAAGCUGGAACAUCGGCGGGUGCUUCACAUCGAUCCGGAGGACCAAACGCACGGGACGGCGCCCAGGCAUCGCCGCGCAAAGCACAGCGCGGUCAGGGGUAUAGGCGACUGUGGCAGCAGGUCACCAAGGUGUCUAAAGGGCAGAAGCUUCAGGACAACCUUGGCCUGGCGUUCUCCGACAUGACGGUGGAGGACCUGCUUAAGAUCGUGCUGAAGCUAGCGCCACAGGAGUCGGCGGUGGAGGCGAUCAAGCAGGGCCUGGUCUACCUGGACAGCAGCGCCACGGCGGCGCUGCUCAAGGAGCUGGCCAAGCAGGGCUACCUCAAGCGCGCGGUGGAGAUCUUCGACUGGCUGCGCAGCCUCGCGCCCGGCGAUGAGCUGUCCAGCCUGUGCGACCUGUACACCUACACGACCAUGAUCAGCCAGUGCGGCUCGCACCAGCAGCUGCGGCGCGCGCUGGAGCUGGUGGCGGAGAUGCGCAGCCGCGGCAUCGACUGCAACGUGCACACGUACAGCGCGCUGAUGAACGUGUGCAUCAAGGCCAACGAGCUGGACCUGGCGCAGGAUGUGUACAAGCAGAUGCUGGAGGAGGGCUGCAGCCCCAACCUGGUUACGUACAACAUCCUCAUAGACGUGUACGUCAAGCGCUGCCAGUGGGAGGAGGCGGUCAGGGUGCUGGACACGCUGGAGAAGCAGGGCAUCCAGGCCGAGGUGCGCACCUACAACACCGUUAUCUCCGCCUGCAACAAGUCGGGCCAGCCCGAGCAGGCGCUCAAGGUGUACGAGAAGAUGCUGGCGGCGGGCGUCAAGCCCUCCGCCACUACCUACACAGCGCUCAUCAGCGCCUACGGCAAGAAGGGGCAGGUGGAGAAGGCGCUGGACAUUUUCCGGGACAUGAUCCGGCGCGGCUGUGAGCGCAACGUCAUCACCUACAGCUCGCUGAUCAGCGCCUGCGAGAAGGCGGGCCGAUGGGAGAUGGCGCUGGAGCUGUUCAGCAAGAUGCACAAAGAGAACUGCAAGCCCAACGUGGUGACGUACAACUCGCUCAUCGCGGCCUGCUCGCACGGUGGCCACUGGGAGAAGGCGUCGGAGCUCUUCGAGCAGAUGCAGACGCAGGGCUGCAAGCCCGACUCCAUCACCUACUGCGGCCUCAUCACCGCCUACGAGCGCGGCGGCCAAUGGCGGCGCGCGCUCAAGGCUUUUGAGCAGAUGCAGUCGCAAGGCUGCCACCCCGACGCCGCGGUGUUCAACAGCCUGAUGGAGGUGCUGUGGCAGAGCGGCGUGCUGCUGGCACAGGCUAAGGCGCUGCAGCUGUGGACGCUGGCCAACCGCAGCGGGCACUUCAGGAUCUACACCAACAGCAAGCAGGACAGCAACGUGCUGCAGUACAGCACUGUGGCCUUCACCAGCGGCGCGGCAGUGGUCACGGUGGUGCGCUGGGUGUCGGAGCUCAAGAACAAGCUGCUGAAGGACGGCGCGGGCUUCUUCCGCGACAAGGUGGUGUUCACGUUGCACAAGUCCAAGCAGAACCGCAGCGAGCAGCCGUCAGCGCGCAUCUUCGAGGCCGUGUCCCUGCUGCUGGCCGGCAAUGCGUCGCCCUUCGCGAUGCACCUGUUCGACCAGACCAUCACGCUGGAGGCGGCCUCGCCGCAGCUGACCGCCUGGCUGCGCUCCGCCGCCUUCAACGACUUCGUGCACAUCCAGCAGAGCCAGCAGCUCAAGCGCAUCAGCCUGGACCUGCUGCUCUCCGAGGACGUCGCCAUCGCGGCGCGCUGCAUCGAGGCCUUCAGCGCCGUCAAGCGCUACGAGCAGGUGUUCAGCAUCAACCCCGCGCUCUGCAACCAGGCGCUGCUAGCGCAGCGCCCGCAGAUCGUGGCGCUGGCGCUCAAGUACGGCGCCGCGUUCGGCCUCAAGGACGACACCAUCUACGACGCCCUGCAGCUGUUUGACCGCGUGUCCUGCUCCGGCGGGCACAUCAACGUGGCGGCCUGGCCGCUCAUGCUGUGCAGCUGUCUGCUGCUGGCGGCGCGGCAGGUGGAGGCGCCGGCCAUGUGGCCGCCGCUGGAGCAGGUGACGCUGCUGACGGGCUUCGGCACGGACGUGAUGGUCGCCAUGGAGCGCAACGUGCUGCUGUGGCUGGGGCACGACAUCUCCACCAUCAGCCCCAUGCGCGUCAUCCAGCUCUACCUGGAGCGCCUGGGCCACUACCUGCCCGACUUCAAGGGCAUUGACCGCAUUACCAAGGACCUGCAGACGCUGGUCCUCAAGGUGGCGUGCAGCCCGGUGGUGGGCCUGCGGCCCAGCCUGGUGGGCGCGGCGGCGCUGGUGGUGGUGCGCCGCGCGCGAGGCAUGGUGCCGGCCUGGCCAAGCGUGCUGCAGACCAUGACGGACUACGCGUCCAACGACGGCGAGCUGGCGGCGUGCGUGAUGCACAUGGAGGCGCUCAUGCAGCAGUAGCUGGGGGGCGGGGGCAUCCGGUGAGCCGUGGGGCGGCCGAGCUGACCUGCGCGUGCCGCGUCGGUAUUGGGUGGGUGGAUGGGUGCUGGUUGAACGAAACCGGAUUUGGCACGGGAGCCGAAGUGAUCCCGACAGGGUGAGAGGCUGCCAUUGGGGAAGAGUCCACCGUGCCACGCCCGAGGACUUAUGCCCGCCCAGCGCACCUGGCUUGGAUGGUCCAUGAUGGGUAAUGGAGGAGGCAAAGCGGGUGCAGCGCGACAGUCAUUCAGCAGCACGUUGUUAACCAAGGAUGACUCGUGAGAUGGGCUGGUCGAGGGCAAAGGACGGUGACUGCAUCUGGAGAAGGAUGAAAUACUUGAAUGGGGAAUGCUCUAUUAAUAUGGGAAUAAGGCCUGGCCCUGGCCGCAUCAAUACAGGGAAGGCCGGCUAGUGGGUGCAGUUACAGUACCAGAAAGUGUGCAGCACCGGCGGUAUGCAGCGGUGUGGUGCGAUAUGGGCGGUGAACCCCGUGCAUAAAGAUCACAGGCUGCUGCUAUGCAUGCGGUGCUCAGCAGCUGUGUGAUUUGCGGGUACCACCUUUAAACAGAGAGACGAGUAUUGGGUUUGGUGGUUUACGACAUGCUUUCACGCCGCGCUGCGGAGGAACGCACGUCAACUCCCGCACGCUCUUCCUGCAUUGAUCGCAAGUGAGUACAAGCAAAGUCCGCUAUGUCACCUAUGUGUGGCCGCAGAAAUGGCAGAGUGCGCGAGGGCGGUGCGGUGCAUGGUGUGAUACUGGCAAUUUGCAACAUGAAUACUGACAACAUGGCCCGGUCGUUCCGCCGGGUACCAUUCGUGCCGGCCGGCGACGAUGGCUGUACAGCGGUUGUCGGUCGGGGCUCUGAGGCUGUACGGACGUGUGCGGGGUCUCGGGAGUGUUUGGCCGGAUGCACGGACGGCGCCCAGCAACUGGGCAAUCAAGGAAGCAUGGCUGCAUGAUUGAGGUACGUAAAGUAGACGGUUGCGGCUUGGUCUGACUGCCGCGCGUUGCUGGGAGCAGGGGUACGGGAGCGGGAUGUAGUGAGCAAAUGUGAGCUGUGGGGCAAUGAAGCACGUAACUGACAAGAAAGGUGGUUUUCCCUCGCACGUAACUGAGAACACACCAUCCAUGCGGGUGCAUUUCUUGAGUCACAGGGAAAGCUCCUCAUGAUAAGGAUGGGGCUGAUAUACUCGCUGCGUAGAAAGGAUUCACGCCGGUUCAUGAAUUCGUGCUCUAGUUGGCUGGCUGGCAUUUGCAGGUGUAGUCAAGUGUGUGUGUGUGUGGGGGGGGGGGGGGUUGCGCUGUCGGGGUUUGCUAUUGUUCCAUUAUCUUAUAUGCAUAAUGCUUAGAGGGAGGGAGGAUGGCUGUUACGUCGUGGGAAGUCCCCCGUCGUGCAACAAAUACUUUCAGAAGCGUGCCAUCAUACGGAAGGUACACGUCAUGAAAGCAAUGCGGUUCAACGCCGUUUGGGCCUUUGGCGGAGGCAAUGUGUGAAGCCAAGAGCAGGUGUGCAAGCUCUUCAUAUUCAAACAUAUGCGCUAACAUUCAGGCCAUGUAAAUGCAAUCCGAA
Messenger RNA from Chlamydomonas reinhardtii, 4795 nucleotides. RefSeq lists its product as uncharacterized. Gene Ontology annotation, molecular function: protein binding. NCBI's taxonomy places the organism in Eukaryota, Viridiplantae, Chlorophyta, Chlorophyceae, Chlamydomonadales, Chlamydomonadaceae. Bases 318 to 3206 code for a protein of 962 amino acids. The record is from RefSeq and is a predicted model, not a curated record. The transcript is spliced from 9 exons.